This is a messenger RNA of Medioppia subpectinata, 330 nucleotides long. The record is from the annotation of a GenBank genome assembly. NCBI's taxonomy places the organism in Eukaryota, Metazoa, Arthropoda, Arachnida, Sarcoptiformes, Oppiidae.
AUGGGCUCAAUACUAGGCAAACGGAUGCAAUCGUUUAUGGAUCUGAUCCGCAAUUACAAGACAUUACAUAUCGUGAUGUUAGGCCUGGACUCGGCCGGCAAAACGACGGCUCUCUAUCGGCUCAAGUUUGACCAGUAUUUGAAUACCGUUCCCACCAUUGGAUUCAAUUGCGAGAAAGUCAAACUCAACGGUCGGGCGAAGGUAUGUCUGGCCGUCCAUUUGGUCGCCCGACACCUCUGGCCACUAUGGCACAUCGUUUCUAAUUUGGGACAUCGGAGGUCAGGACAAACUGCGGCCGCUGUGGCGGUCGUACACGCGCUGUACGGAUGG